AUGAUGAACUUGAAUGCAUCGCUUGCCAACCACCAAAGUUUCGUUCUGACAGGUAUCCCUGGCAUGCCAGACAAGAACCCAUGGCUGGCUUUUCCCCUGGGACUGCUUUAUACACUAACACUUCUGGGAAACAGUACCAUCCUAACUGUCAUCAAGGUGGAUCAGAGUCUCCACGAGCCUAUGUACUACUUCCUUUCUAUCUUGGCCAUCACUGACGUCAGUCUCUCCAUGUCCACCUUGCCCUCCAUGCUCAGUGUCUUCUGGUUCAAUACCCCAGAGAUUUCCAUUGAUGCAUGCAUCACACAGAUGUUCUUCAUUCAUGUAUUUGGAAUAGCAGAAUCAGGAGUCCUAGUGUCCAUGGCCUUUGACAGAUUUGUGGCCAUCCGAGACCCACUACGCUAUGCUUCCAUCCUCACCCAUGAUGUUAUUGUAAAGAUUGGAAUAGCUGCCUUCACCCGGGCAAUCUGUGUAGUCUUCCCUGCACCCUUCCUUAUAAAGCGGCUACCCUUCUGCCAAUCCAAUAUCUUGUCUCAUUCAUACUGUCUUCACCAAGAUGCAAUGAGGCUAGCCUGUGCCAGCACCCGCAUCAACAUCCUAUAUGGCCUCAUUGUUGUCAUCCUCACUCUGGGGCUUGAUGCCAUUGUUAUCCUCUUGUCCUAUGUCCUUAUCCUAAAGACUGUGCUGGGCAUUGCCUCCAAUGCUGAAAGGCUCAAAGCCCUCAACACCUGCUUCGCUCACAUUUGUGCUAUGCUCCUCUUCUAUGUUCCUCUUAUUGGUGCCACCAUGAUCCACAGAUUUGGGAAGCAUUUGUCACCAGUCGUGCACACGCUCAUGGCCAAUAUCUACCUGCUACUCCCGCCUGUGCUAAACCCCAUUGUCUAUAGUGUGAAGACCAAACAGAUACGAAGACGGAUCAUCCAAAUGUUCCAGUGGAAAAGGAACAAAGCCUAA
Messenger RNA from Otolemur garnettii (small-eared galago), 951 nucleotides. Its product is annotated as olfactory receptor 51H1-like. Gene Ontology annotation, cellular component: membrane. Gene Ontology annotation, biological process: G protein-coupled receptor signaling pathway. Lineage: Eukaryota; Metazoa; Chordata; Mammalia; Primates; Galagidae. The transcript has a single exon. The coding region runs from base 1 to 951 and encodes 316 amino acids. Gene Ontology annotation, molecular function: olfactory receptor activity; G protein-coupled receptor activity. The record is from RefSeq and is a predicted model, not a curated record.